Trichoderma reesei QM6a is the source of this 1632-nucleotide messenger RNA. RefSeq lists its product as uncharacterized. The transcript has a single exon. The record is from RefSeq and is a predicted model, not a curated record. Lineage: Eukaryota; Fungi; Ascomycota; Sordariomycetes; Hypocreales; Hypocreaceae. Bases 1 to 1632 code for a protein of 543 amino acids.
AUGCUUGUCCACUCUGGAGCGGCCAUUCACGGCCAUGAGUUUGCCAAUGAACAGACCGACAAGUUCUGGAUGAAUCCUCUGUCGUUUCUGCCAAACUUGCUCAGCUCCGACCUCAUCCGCCAGCUGCACGCUGCUUUUCCGGCUUCUGACGAGGAUGUGACUCCUCCAUCUCGCUCAGCUUCAGUCAAGGAGACUGGCCAUGGCCGUCGUGCCUCUUUCACCGCCAGACGCCACACCACUUCUGACCUUGCCAACGCCGUCAAGCUGCAGGAGCCUCUCUCCGACGCUGCCUCCAUCUCUGGAAGUGAGCGAACCGAUGGCUCAGUCCGGCUCGCAAGGCGAAAGCGCAAGACACGCUCAUCAGUGCGGUAUGCUCUGGCAUUCCCGGCCCCCGGCCUGCGCACCAAGCAGCGGAACUUCUUUCAGGUCCGUCCGCGUGUGUUGUUGCAGCUCAGAGAGCUUGCCGGCAACAAGCGUGCAAUUCCGGCAUUUGACGUGAUCCCGUCAAGCUUGGUUGCGGGAACCCUCAUCAUCCCAGCAUUGCUCAAGGCAUUCCCUCGCAUGUUCAGUGCCAAACCUCAUCUCGGCCAGAACGACUUUCUCUUGGUUCGGCGAGACGACUAUGUCCCUGCACAUGGCAACCAGCAGCAUGACGCCAACAGCAACGGCGACAGCAGCAACGCCUCAGACUACACAGAGGUGCUUGCAGUCAUCACCACAACUGAGGAUGACGACUGCGCCAAGAUUGUCUUUAAAGACGGAUCAACUUGGGUCACAAGCCGCAAUGCUGGAUCAUACGAGUUCAACCACAUCAACGAGCAAGGCGAGACGGUCAAGGCCAAGUGGAUCAAGAAGCCAUCUCUUUCUCCACGAACAAGCUGGGGAUCAGCCAGCAGCGCCUUUGACGCCAGCAACUCGCCUCCCUCGUCACCUACCACUCCCACGCCAGACGGCAAGUGGACGUUUUGCAUCUUGGAUCCGUCGACUAAGAAGCACCCCAUCCAGGGAGUUCUUGACUCCACAUCAUUGGAGAUAUACAAUACAUAUGCCACCCUCCCUGCAUCGAGCGGUCAGCUGCCCUCGAUCGCACAAGCUAUUGAAGCAGAGGUCACUGGCAUCUCAGAAGACGGCACCAGCCUCGCAGAGGAGCGGUCGUCGAUGGAAGUCUCCGAGUACAACAAGACGCUCAUGCUUGCCACAGCGACUUGGAUCAGACUCCGCCAGUCGGGCUGGCCUGCAUCAGUGACGCCAAAGGCCUCUCGAGCCGUGUCUCAGUGCAUCAACUCGGGCCGCUCGCAAGCAGAGAGCCCUGAGGGCGCAAAUUUGGGAUCAUCAGGCUCUCAAGUCUCCCUCACUGAUGGGCUCAACUCUCCUGAAGACACCUCAACUUCCACUCAAGCUCCAGCCACUAGUCGACUUCGACGGGCAUUCUCCUCAGGGAGCGACUUCAUGAAGAGAAGACGCGAGGCGGCAGCUGCAGCAGCGGCAUUGGCUCUUAUCGCGGAGGGGAAGACAGACGACAAACAUGCAGACAACCUCAAGGUCCGGGAAGAGGCAGCUACAUGCCGAACCCGAGUCAAGCGUCUUGCACACAAGGUCUUUCAUCACUCAAGCACUCAGCGGGUGUCAUGA